AUGGCCUCUCAACAUGAGCGCACAUUGCCAGCCAAACACAACAUCCUCUUGAUCGAGGGUGUUCCAGAUCACACCGAUAUGGUUUCGCGUCGACGCCUUGGGCAAACUAAGCUUACACCUAAGAUGAGCGGCUCUAACGACUCCUCCGAACUCGGUGUGUUCGACUACGCGCAUCUUCGCGCUCCUUUGCCCAAGGGCAUCGUCUCUGGAAUCUUCAAGUCCAGCCCCAGCAGCUAUUUCCUCAUGCGACGCAGUUACGAUGGUUACGUCUCAGCGACUGGCAUGUUCAAGGCCAGCUUCCCCUAUGCCGAGGCUUCUGAUGAAGAGGCGGAACGAAAGUACAUCAAGUCUCUUCCAACUACGAGCCACGAAGAGACUGCCGGUAACAUCUGGAUCCCCCCGGAGCAAGCUCUCGCCCUCGCUGAGGAGUACAAGAUCACUCCCUGGAUUCGCGCGCUACUGGACCCUACUCCGAUCAGCAUGUUAACUCCUUCCGGCUCGCCUGCCAAGACCAUCAUGGCUCCUCCCAAAUUUGAUGUCUUCAAGGCCGCGCAACCUGUGUUGGCCCCCCCUACGCCAUCGGUCGCUCCUCGAAGCACGCGCUCGCGUCGCUCUGCCAGCCCCACCAAGAGCACAAGGCGCGCCCCUCCUUCACCUCGAAAGCGGAGCACCCGUGCCAAGGCCGAGACUGUCGAAACUAUCACAGAGAAGGUCGAUCUCCUCAACGGUGCCCCGGAACUCGAGGCCAAGCGGGAAGAUAUUGUGUUACAAUCCACCGAAUUUGAGCCCGCCAUUGUUCUGGAGCCCAGGGAGGAAGACCCUAAGGUGAAGGUUCACGUUGAAGAGGAUGUUAUUACAGAUGAUGCUGGUGUUGAGACCAAGCGUACAAUUACCGAGGUCGAACUUCCCCUCCCUACUGCUGGCGAGCCCCCAAGUGCCGAGGAAAUCGCUCAGAUGAUGAACGCAGCCAAGGAGAUGGUCCAAAAGAGUAAGGAAAAUGGAGUUGAAGAUGAGGAGCAAGAGAUCAAUGCUGAAGAGGGCUCUGCUUCUGCCAAGAAGAGCAAGCGCAAGGCUGGGGACAUCUCGGUGGGCGAUGAAGAGGGUGAUAAGACCCCAGAGGAGCAGCCCCGAUCAAAGAAGGUUAAGACUGAGACCCAAUUAAGAAAAGAAAAGGUGAAGAACCGGGCGUUGCUUGGUCUAGGCGCCACUGUCGCAGUUGGCGCCAUCGUUCCUUGGCUCAUGAACUUCCUCUAA
Molecule: messenger RNA, 1254 nt
Organism: Fusarium poae
Lineage: Eukaryota; Fungi; Ascomycota; Sordariomycetes; Hypocreales; Nectriaceae
Exons: 3
Coding region: 1-1254 (417 amino acids)
Biological process (GO): meiotic attachment of telomere to nuclear envelope; mitotic telomere tethering at nuclear periphery
Cellular component (GO): nuclear membrane complex Bqt3-Bqt4
Molecular function (GO): DNA binding
Source: RefSeq, a predicted model, not a curated record